Messenger RNA from Pediculus humanus corporis (human body louse), 1650 nucleotides. RefSeq lists its product as uncharacterized. The record is from RefSeq and is a predicted model, not a curated record. The coding region runs from base 1 to 1650 and encodes 549 amino acids. Lineage: Eukaryota; Metazoa; Arthropoda; Insecta; Psocodea; Pediculidae. The transcript has 2 exons.
AUGGAUAGCGAAGGAGAAGAAAAUCAAAAAUCGACAACAAGUGGAUCCUUCGUUAAACUUGUUCAGGAUAAAUACAAAUCGGAUUCGGAUGACAUCGAAUCGGACGAUAUCGAUGAUAUCGAAUUGGUUUUCACGACAGGAGAAACGGAUCCGAAUUCUAUACACGAGGAUUUGGUACCCAUAGCCGAAGAAAGUAGCGGAAACGAUGAUUGUUCAUCUUCUUCUUACGGCAAAACCGUGCUACUACUGGAAACGGAUAUAUCGAAAUGUGGUAUAGUAGACGACAGCGACGAUGGUAUAUAUUCCGGUCGUCGAAACACUCUUCCCGAUCCUUUACCCUAUCAGCCCAUAAUUCACCGGGAAAUAUUUUCCGGGAGUAGUUUUAGAAGGGCUACUGCGACCAAGGGUAAGGGGGUCGUGACAGCGGCAGCAGCCGCAGCCACCACCGCUGCCGCUGCGUUACCUCCUCACACUCAAGAAACGAGCGUUCAAACCGACAUAACGGCAUUGCCAUCUCACCAUCAGUGGAAAUCCGAAACGUAUUUGGCUCAUAAAAUAAAUUGUAAUUUAACGACGCUACCCUCAAAGUUCACAUUGCCCGUGCCACAAAUGAAACGUCUUCCCUUAUCGAAUAAGACAACGUGCGAAGCUCGCCGAGUACUACUUUCCGACAUUAAUUUCACGAGCAUGGUACCCGAACUCUCGCGAAGCGCCGAUCAUUUACACGAUGAAAACAUGGAAACGACGUACAAAAAUGAUAAAAAAACGGGGGGCAACGUUUUCGAAACGAAACUUCCUCCCAACGACAAUUGCUGUUGCGAAUUUUUACGACGACAAGAUAGUCGAUCGAGUUGCGGAAGUAGUUGUUACUACGGAAGUCGGUACUAUCAAACCUCGACCAAUUCCAUACAAUCCCAAUCGGGUUUGAAUGAUGACGUAAGACGAAGGCAUUCGGCAGGGUGGAAACAACAACCCAAAAUAUCCGCAACGCAAAUAUUUUCCUGUCCUUCGAAACAGUGCAUAUGGUCGUCCAUUCAUCAUCAUCAUCCUCCUCCUCCACCACCACCACCGUUUCCUCCUUCUUCUUCUUCUUCUUUGUUGAAAUCCAACUAUUAUCAUAAUCGUCAUUAUCAUCAUUAUUCUCAGGGUAUGCACGAAAGCGCAUCGGAAAAUUUUUAUCAUUUGCAAAAGGAAAUGCGUAAACAACCGAAAAUACACUUUCACUGUUGCUACCUUUGCAGACAAUCAAUGCCGAAUUUGCAAUAUGAAAUCGAUAGCGAAGAAUCAACGGAAUCCCUUAUGGACGAAGCAGAAGAAUUUUUAAGAAGGUCCGUCGAUAACAUGAUGAUGAUUAAUUCGAAUCAAUUGAAAAAAUUAGAAAGGAGAUUUUCCGACACGGAUUCGAUAUACUGUUUGGGUCCUCCGAAAACGGCACAACCAUUCCUACCGAAAACGGUUAACGACAUUUUUCCAAAUUGUUACGUUAAGGUAAUUAAUCCGCAGGGUAAAGUAGUCGUUGGAAAAGUCAAAUUUUGCGGUCACGUACCUGAAAAAUCCGAACCUUACGUGGGAAUAGAAUUGUUUAACGGAAAUGGUGGUGGAGGAUCUUCAGACGGUACAUUUAUGGGUCAUAAAUUUUUCGAUUGGUGA